UGCAGCAGCUCCAUCCCAUGUGGCUCCUCUGCCGCACUGUCGCUUUCCCCCGCCUCCUCCGCCCGUGGUGCUGCUGCCUCCCCUGUUUGUUCGCCUCGCACAAUCCGCUCUCCCUCCGGAGCCGGCGGCUGCCGCCGUUCCUCCUGCCGCUGCCUCCACCCGCCAUUGGCCGUAAACAACCCCCCCUGUCCCCCAUCUUCUCCCCCCGUCGCUGUCAAGCGGGGAGGAGGCAGGGCUCUGCUGCCCCUGUGCGUGCGCCCCUGAGCAACUUGCAGCCGCGGGGCUCCGAACCGGAAUCAGCGCGGGUCCUGCAUGCACCUGAGCCGGCCGCAGGCGCAGCCGGGGGGCGCGUGUGUGGCAGGAUCCGAAGAGAAGGCGGCGGCGGCAGCAGACUGAGCUUGCGGGCGGCUGGGGAGCGCUGCCUGCCUAGCCCGACUCGCAUGCGCUGGCUACGCCGGCUGGCUGUGCAGCCUGGCCGGGGCGGGGAGCGCUGAUCGCCUCGGCUGCGCCCUGACUCGGCAGCGGCGGAAGAGAGGGAGCCGUGGCCUUUUGCGAGGUAUGGGCUGCUGCCCUGCGGCUGGGGGCUCGCGUCUCCUGCGGGCCGCACAGCCCUUGCGCGGAGUCGGCGCCGGCUGCGCCGCGGGGCAUGAGCAGGGGCUUGCCUGAGCGUGCAACUUAGCCCGGACUCGGUACUGAGUUGCCUAGCAAAGUGCAUCCUCUCCUGGGAGCGCUGCAGAGAGACCGGCCUGGCCGCUGCCUCCGGCCCCUGCUGGGGAUGAGUCCUGCGGAGAGCACCGCUGGCCAACGGGCAGCCCCCGAGCACCUGGAGUCGGAGACCCUGUGAACGGGGCCGCUGCCCUCUCGUUGCCUCCGCCUUUGCUGCCUCCUGCUUUCCCCAGCGGCGGCCUCUGGUGCCCUGUGCAGGAUGCCGCUUGCCGGGGGCAGCGCGCUGCAGCCCGCUGGAGGGGCUCGCAACCUCAGCCCCGCCGCCCUGUCCCGCAGUUUGUCCCGCCUGCGCGAGUAUCGGACCCGCUCCCGGAUCAUGCUGUCCUUGGGCGUCACCCAGAUGGUGCUUGGAUGCCUCAUCGUGGCCGUCAGCUUCGCUGCCCUGGCUCUCACCACCUCGGCCAGGGUCCGGCACUCUUGUCCCUUCUGGGCCGGCUUCUCGGUGCUGUUGUCAGGAUUGAUUGGCGUUGUCUCAUGGAAAAGGCCUCUCUCACUUGUGAUAACCUUUUUCAUGCUACUGUCUGCAGUGUGUGUAAUGUUGAACUUGGCUGGUUCUAUUCUCUCAUGUCAGAAUGCUCAGCUGGUAAACUCCCUGGAAGGCUGUCAGUUGAUUAAAUUUGACAGUGAUGGUGUCUGUGUUUGCUGUGAAAUGCAGCAUCAAACAUCAGGCUGCAGCAACCUUGGAGAAACGCUGAAACUGAACCCGCUGCAGGAGUGUAAUGUUGUGAGGCUGACUCUAAAGGAUCUAUUGUUCAGCGUGUGUGCUCUCAAUAUCAUCUCCACAAUUGUCUGUGCUUUGGCAACUGCAAUGUGCUGCAUGCAGAUGGUUUCUUCUGAUGUUUUGCAAAUGUUUCUGCCACAGAGGUCACAUUCCACCAACCCGGACUGUAUGACUCCCCAUGGAACUAUUCUGCAUCAGACCCUGGACUUCGAUGAGUUCAUACCUCCAAUACCACCACCACCCUACUACCCACCUGAAUAUACCUGCGCACCUGUAAUGGAAGCACAGAGAGGUCUCCAUUUGGACUUUCCUCGUUCCUCCUUCAGUGCUUUAUAUGAAGUCACCAUUAACAGCCCAGGAAUGCUAUAUCCAACGGAGCUACCCCCUCCUUAUGAAGCAGUGAUUGGACAGACCCCUGCUAGUCAGAUCACCGGUACAGCUCAGGAAGUGACUGAAUCCAGUUUGGGUGAGAGAAACACGACAGCUGGCUUAAGUACACAAGUGUCUGUUGACAGUACCUCUCUUAUGGUCUCUGAGGUUGCUGACAUCCCAGAUCAUAGCUACUCUUCAGAGGAUCUUUAUUCUCUGGAAGUUCAGGGGUCUCUUCAUUCCACACACUUUUCUCCAUACAGUACAACCCACAAAGGGGCCACAAACAGAAGCUGCACCAGUUUGGAUCACAGCAUUCGCUCUGGGUUUCACAGGACUAACUCCCAAUGUUCCCCUGAUGAGGAUGGGAGUUCCCACAGCAGAGCUUCUAUGGACAGAUCUCAAGGCCAGGAAUAUGAGAACUAUGUUCAUGGCAGAGCCUCAGACUGCUCUUCAGAGAAUUUCAGCCCAUCAGAAAGAGAAUCCCAGAGCUCUGUUAGAGAAAACAAAGCCACGCCACCCUUGAAACAAAUGAAAAUCUGUUGUGGGGUCUUUAACCAGCCUGCUGCUGUACACUCUCAGCCCUCUCCCUGUUCUGUGCCUGCAAGUACUUCAUCACACUAUGGCUGCCCCGAGAGAACUGCCCAGCAGCACUACAUUAGAAAAUACGGCAUUCCAAACAUAGUCCGGUCCACUAGUGACCCUGUAUCAUGUUCAUCCAGCACAGAAGUUCCCGUUUCUAGUUCUCAUGUAGCUGCCUCUGCUUGCCAGGACUCUGUAAGCCGUUUCCCAUCCACUGGAAAACAAAGAGACGCAAGGAAACUUGACCUACAGUUAAAGCCAAAGGCCUUCAACACAAUCUCCAAAGAGCGACCGCACUCUUUAGUAGACCUUAAGGCCUAUAAAGACACAAAAAUUUUGGUGGCUAAAUUUUUGGAACAUUCGAACUGUAAUCUCCCUCCAGAAGUGCGUCACGUUGUGAACAGCAUAAGAUCUGUAAUCAAAUCUGAUGAAAGACACAUGGAAGAAGCCAUCUUCAGUGCCAACAUUAUAGACCAGGUAAUUACAAGUUCCCAGCAGAAUGUGGAUACCUCUAGAAAACGACUUCAAGAAGAUCUUCACCUUCAGAGCUGUGGUGCUCUAAGUUCUCCAGUUGCCUUCUUACGCAGGUCCCACAUAACUCGCAGUUUAGAGCGGGACAGGCCACACAGUUUGAUUGGAGUUUGCCGGGAGACCAUCCUUUGAUAACAGCUUACAGGUAUGCAGAAAAGCUGAUUCCAGCAACGAGAAGAGUCCAGCACACAGAGAAAUGCAAAUAAUGGAUGGCUUAGAAAGGAAAAAAAGUGUCUUCCUUUUGGAAUUCCACUUUCUAUUUAACAGUAGAAGAACACCACUCUUUUUCUGAAUGUAAAUUUUUGAGCCCUGCAGUUUGCAAAAUGUAAAGGGUUAUUAUUAAACUGGUAACAAAUGUUUUCCCAAACAGACACGCAUUGAUUUGAAAGUAUUGAUAGAGAUGCUGCUGCCCUGCAGCAUUUGUUGAAAACCAUCACCAAGAGACCUUUUGUACAACUUACGAGUUGCAUUUAUUUAAUGUACUCAACGGGUUUUAACUAGCAUCAGUGUUUUAAUAAAAAGUAUUUCUGGACUUUCUUCUGCACAAACUGAUUUGGUUAGAAAUACAAAGAGUCGCUCUUAUUAUAGGAGCAUAGCUGCUUUCGCUGGUCCCUUUCUUUCCAUAUCUAAGUGUACAUAGAUUUCAUGAUGGUAAGCUCAUUGUUAUCUUCUGCUAGAGCUGUUUUGUUUCUCAAAUGCCCCUGGCCCUUUUAAUUCUAGUAAAGGCUGCACAGUGAUUUAUUUUUUGCUUUCUUCUGAAUGCUCAUGACUUUGAUUGUUUGGGAGAUGCCGUUAUAAAUUGAGGUCUAAAUUCGCUGCAAAUUAUGUCCAGCAGGUGCACUAUGGAUGAAGCCAUUGCACUGUUGGAAUUGCCUAAAAGCUGACUUCCAUAACCUUUCGUGGAGAACCACUGAGCUGAAUCCAGACAGAGCUACAUGGGGGCAGGGAUGGGGGGGCUGCUGAGCCAAGUUUGAGUGAGUGGCAUUGCAUCAUGGGAAGUGACUCCCCCAUCCUGGCCAGGCUCAGACCCUAUCAUUGCCACCCUGUCAUCAUCAUCUGGUGGGUCUGAAGCCACCCAGAGCUAGGAGUAGGGUUGUGGAUACCAUUCCCACCAGUAGAGGGGCCAGAGCUCCCCUUUCCCUGUGAGGAGGGCAGCCACCCCACUGGCCUGGACCCUUGCUGACCCCCAUCCCCAUUCCCUCCCAUCUUAAACUCUUUCGUCUUCAUGGUAAUUUUGGAAGGGAGGGGGGCUCAGUUUCAGAUUUUGCCCUGGGCCCUGAAAAACCUCUUUAAAACCCUUAAUCUAGAUAUAUCGUUGUCAUCCCAUUGGGCCCUCAUCUUGCUCUGAUUUGGUUUAGUCCAUUUGUUAGCAUGAAACAUUUUAUUACUACAAUUUUCUUCUAGUAGUUGUUCUACAUUAAAAAUUGGUGUAAAAAUCUCAGCUAAUGCCAAAUGGUGCCUGCCAAGUCUUUAAGAACAAAGCAAUGCAAGCUACAACUCAGCAAAGGGCAUGAACAGUGUUCUCAUAAGGAAUCCAAUCUAAUGUGCAAAAUUAUAAACAUAUCUCUGGGGUUUAAUUGCUUGGCUGUUUUCAUCUGUGUCACUCUGAACUUGGCAGACAAUCUGUGGAAAGGUCACAAGGAUGUGUAACUGGAGAUGGGUAGCUUUAGUUCAGAAUGUGUAUUUGUCAAUCAUCAAUACUGCUGUAUUUUAAGUUGAUGCUGCUUCAACUACAUUCAUAUGAAGCUACAGUGACAUCCAGUGGCAAAAAGGUAGGGUAAUUGCAAGCAUCCAUUCACUAUACAUUCUGCAGAAAUACCACCUACUAUUGUUCUGACUUCAAGGCAGCAGAUGGAUUCCAACUACCUGAUUCUUUGCAACUGCACUUAGAUGAAGAAUUAAAUUUCCAGUAAGAUUUUUGAAUUCUGUAAACUUACUAACAGAAUAAACAAGAUAAGCAAGUUGUCUUUAUUACUCCAGAUUUAUUAGUGAGACUAGGGUUAAUUCUUUCCUAAGGUCAGUUGCAUGCAACAUCUAUGUUACUCCUUGAAAUACAGUAAUUCUAAAGCUUCAGUUACUGCAGGGUAAGGCUUCUAAAGUCACAGUGUAUUUUCUUCAAGGCCUUGUCAUCCUGUCUCUCCCUCCCCCCGACCC
This is a messenger RNA of Caretta caretta (loggerhead turtle), 5083 nucleotides long. RefSeq names its product endosomal transmembrane epsin interactor 2 (gene ENTREP2). The record is from RefSeq and is a predicted model, not a curated record. Gene Ontology annotation, cellular component: membrane. Lineage: Eukaryota; Metazoa; Chordata; Testudines; Cheloniidae.